GCAUCUUCUCAGCCCCACAACCAGGUCCCAGGCUGACCUCAAACGCUCAACAUGCCAUUACCCAUUAUUGCGGAGUUUCUGUGGAAGGGCAUUCCCAGUUUUCCGAAUGGUUGGACCAUUCUCAAAGUGGUGCUCGCCAUUGCAGUCGUGGCCCUGAUUAAAUGGUCCUCCAAAGGAGCCUCCAAUACCUCGGAGCGGCAGAUGCAUGGGAAGAUUGUAAUGAUUACAGGAGGCACAUCUGGAAUAGGUGCAGCUACAGCUCUCGGUCUUGCAGAACGAGGCGCACAGCUUGUGCUCCUCGUCCACCAGUCACCAAAGGACAUUUUCCUCGUCGACUACAUCGAAGACUUACGAGAACGAAGCGGGAACGAACUGAUAUACGCGGAACAAGUCGACCUAUCAUCCUUAUACAGCAUACGUCAAUUCGCCACGAAGUGGAUUGACAAUGCUCCCCCUCGAAGGCUUGACAUGAUCAUACUUUGCGGGUCGACCCUCACACCACCUGGGAAGCCACGAGUGUUGACCGAUGAGGGUAUAGAAGAGACAUGGAUGGUCAACUAUCUUGCGAAUUUCCACCUCCUCAGCAUACUGAGCCCAGCAAUUCGUGCACAACCUCCAGACCGCGAUAUUCGAAUCAUAUUUGCGCACUGCUCUUCCUACAUCAGGUCUCCACCCAUCGAAGAUGGCAGUGAGGCCAUGAAGAAGAAAGAGUGGACGCCAUCAAAAGCAUAUGCAAGGAGCAAGUUGGCGUUGACGAUAUUUGGGCAGGCUUUUCAGAAGCAUUUAGAUGCUUACAAGAGACCUGAUGGCCUUCCUAUGAAUGCCCGUGUUAUAUUUGUGGACCCUGGGUAUUCAAGGACUCCGGGGAUGCGGAGAUGGCUUACGCGAGGAACCCUCUGGGGCUUGGGAGUAUAUUUAAUUUUGUGGCAAAACGCUUGGUUAUUCCUGAAGAGCUCCGAAGGGGGUGCCCAGAGCUUUCUCUACGCCGCGAUGGAAGCUACACUUGGUCGUGGCGCUGGAGGAAAGAUGAUCAAGGAAUGCCAAGAAGUGAACUACGCAAGGGCUGAUGUCAAAGAUGAAAAAAGUGCGAAGAAGUUAUGGGAGAGUAGCGAAAAGCUUAUCGAACGUGUUGAGCGGGAGGAAGCUGUGAAGAGAGCGUUGCAGAAGAAAGAAAAGGAGGAAUUAGGCAAAAGCCAAGCACCGAAAGUACAAGCCAGUGCUACCAGUGCCACAGAUACAAAAAAAGGGGAAAUGAAACGACGGAACGAAAAUAUGAGGAGCAUAGCGCAGGCGUUAAUCAUAGAAGCUUUGGCCGUUGUCCGACCGAUUACGAUAAUGAAAUUUUUAAGAGAUUCGAAUUUCAUCUGGCAACGGGAUUCAAUAAAACAGUGGGAGGCGGAAGUCGUAUAAGCAGUUGCUGUUUGAUUGAUCGAUCGACCAGUCUUCAGUAACGUCAUUUGAACAUCUCAGUCACUGUAUCUUUUCCGAAUAUAGCUCCUUUUCCUUCUUGCUCAGCUUGUCAUUCUGCGAGUACAGAAGUCAGAGAUAAUUGCUCGUCAUAUGGCCCAAGUUUCUAGCUCUCAAUUCCUCCUCCUUCUCCGUAUGCAUCAGCUCCCAACCCAUCAAGCAUGUAGGGGGAGCAGCACUUUAUCUAUAACAAUUAGAGCUCACACCGGCUCAAAUUGCUCUCCUCAAAAAGUUAACGAGUCUAGUGAUUAGCCAAAGGUGGUUAGUCUUGCCAAAGGCUGUUCGCACGGCUUUGCCUCA
Hyaloscypha bicolor E is the source of this 1767-nucleotide messenger RNA. Its product is annotated as NAD(P)-binding protein. The record is from RefSeq and is a predicted model, not a curated record. Bases 52 to 1410 code for a protein of 452 amino acids. NCBI's taxonomy places the organism in Eukaryota, Fungi, Ascomycota, Leotiomycetes, Helotiales, Hyaloscyphaceae. The transcript is spliced from 2 exons.